AUGACGACCGCGAAUGACACCGGCAAUGUCGAGCAGGUCGACAAGGCACUCUUGCUCGCCGCCCUGCACAAUAUAGAUAACACGCCGCAUUUCCUCGCGGGUCCGAUAGCUACCGCUGCAGCACAGGCAGCCCAGAACCUACGGAUCGUGCUCGUGUCUCCGCUCUUCGACGCGAACUCUGCAGAUUACCAGAGCCAUCGACCGACUGCAUUGGGGACAAAGCGGUUCCGCGAUGUGCAGAAUGUCCUGACCUAUGUGUACGUCCAAGCUACCAAGGUCGCCCAGGAAAUGGACAAGAUCUUGAUGGAUGUGGAUGUGCUGCUCAAAGGCGAGGAUGAGCACUUGCAGGAAUCUGCGACCGCAGAUGCCCAAGUUGUAUACAAAGUACACGACUUUGAGCCCAAGCUCACCAUAUGCUCAACCGCGAAGGACGUGUGGCUGUCCCCAAGUGAAGACCCAUCCGCCCGCAACGAGCCAUCAAACACCCCGGACAUCGCUGUGCCAGUGCCCACCUUCUACCCCGUAACUGCCCUCGGUGGUACAUUCGAUCACUUGCACGCUGGGCACAAGAUCCUGCUGAGCAUGGCCUGCUGGAUAACGGCACAGAAGCUCAUUGUCGGUAUGACAGGAAACCUAUUACAGAAGAAAGUGAACAAAGACGUCAUCCAGUCACUGCCGGAACGCAUAGACUGCACGCGUAGAUUCCUCGAGCUCUUCAAGCCAGGUCUGGCCUACGACCUCGUCCCGCUGAAGGACGUUGCGGGCCCUACAGGCUGGGACCCAAACGUCCAGGCUCUUGUUGUCAGCCGGGAGACCCUCAACGGCGCCGCCACCAUCGAGCAGAUCCGCAAGGAUAAGGGCCUAUCUCCGCUGCGGACAUUCGUCAUAGACGUGAUCUCGCACUCUGACGCAAAACUCGACGUAGAGGACGCAGAGACGCUGCGCAAGAUCAAGAUGAGCAGCACGUUCAUCCGCAAGUGGAUUGUGCAACAGCGCAGCAAGCCAUAA
Molecule: messenger RNA, 1008 nt
Organism: Phanerochaete carnosa HHB-10118-sp
Lineage: Eukaryota; Fungi; Basidiomycota; Agaricomycetes; Polyporales; Phanerochaetaceae
Exons: 4
Coding region: 1-1008 (335 amino acids)
Biological process (GO): coenzyme A biosynthetic process
Molecular function (GO): dephospho-CoA kinase activity
Source: RefSeq, a predicted model, not a curated record